GCAAAAAUUAUGAUAAUGAAUGUAGAGAAAUGAAAUUAAUGAAAUUAGUGUUCUUGAUAUGCGAGUGUUGAAACGUUUGGAAAGGAACGUGCAAGAAGUUAUAAAAAGGAAGAUUUAAUUAUUAAUGAUAAUUUUUGUUCUUUUUGGUGAAAAUUAAUACCAAUUAUAAGAAAGAUGACAAGAGUUGGACAUAAAUAAGUGCUUCGACUGUUUAAUGUGCUUUAUUCUCUCACUUACUUGGGAUUAGAGAAAUUCUUGCAACUUUCUGCCAUAUAAUAUCGUGAAACACUCUUUAUUGGAUUAUAAGUAUACAACAGUAACAUCAAAUGCGAAUAUCAUAAAUGUGAUUAUGGUUUAAUCAUAAUAAUCAGCAAUUCUGAAACAAUGAAAUAUUUCGACGGAUGAAAAAUGGAAUUUGUGCAUUUAUUACUGUACCUGGGCGUACUUUUUACUUUUAUAAAUACAAACAAUAGUAAUAGCGAUGUCUCCAAAGCAAAAUCAUCAUUAUUUAGUUCAGCAUCACUUCACGAAGAGAAUAAAGAAUCUGAAGAUGACGAAAUACAAAAACGACCAAGCAAUAACAAUCACAAAAUGGGAUGGUCGGGUUGGUCCGACUUCUCAACUUGUUCGCGGACAUGCGACGGUGGUGUAGCUUAUCAAUUAAGACGCUGUCAUUCGCCUUCUGGAUGUCGUGGAGAGUCAGUUCGCUAUAAGAUUUGUAAUAUGCAAGCAUGUCCUGAUCAACAAGACUUUCGUGCUCAACAAUGCGCUGCAUUCAAUGACGUUCCAUACGACGGUGCUUUAUUCGUAUGGUCGCCACAUUAUGAUUACUCAGAGCCUUGUGCUUUAACUUGCCGGGGGCGACCAGAGCAUUUACGUAAUGAAAAACAUUCGGAGGAGCAUCAAGAUGAAUCCGAUGAGGAUUCAGAAGAGACGAGUGUGAUUGUACAGCUGACAAAUCGGGUUCAGGAUGGUACACGUUGUAGACCAGGCAGUUUGGAUAUGUGUAUUCAAGGAAAAUGUCAGCGAGUUGGAUGUGAUCUUCGAAUUGGAUCAACAAAGAAGAUUGAUUCCUGUGGGGUUUGUGGUGGUGACGGUUCAACUUGUACGCAACCACUUUAUCAUUGGGAAAUUGCUGGCAUGUCAGUUUGUUCAGCGAGUUGUGGGGGAGGUUACAAGAUGGCAGUGCCAACGUGCAAAAAUCGUUUAACUGGUGUUGACGUUGAAGAAUCACUUUGUAAUGCUGCUUCACGACCAGAGUCAACUGUUGUUCAGUGUAAUACUCAUGCAUGCCCACCAAAAUGGAUCUCGGAUGAGUGGGGGCCUUGUAGUAAGUUGUGCGGGGGUGGAGUAAGAGAACGCUUAGUGGUUUGUGCGGAAGAGAGUAAUGGAGCGAGACAUCGUGUGCCCGACGACGCUUGCAGCAAUAUCAGACCAAAGGUCCAAGAGAUUUGUAACACUCAUGAUUGUCCCAAGUGGGAAGUCACCGAAUGGUCGGGGUGUUCUUCAUCUUGCGGUAGUGGAAUACAAGUCAGAUCCGUUGAGUGCGUUGAUAUUCAUGGAGCACACAACACUCAAUGCGACCCAGAAACUCAACCUCCUGCAUUUCAAAGUUGUGCAGUUGGGAUUCCUUGCACAAGUGAAAUUCCAACAACCGAAUUUCAAGAAUCUUACUCAAGUGAACGUCCAAAUGGAGGUACUUUGAAUCUAGACAGUGAUGACAUCACAGAAGAAGAAGAAGAGGAUGAAAGUGACGGUUUGAAACUUUCAAAAGAAUCAAUUGGCAAAUCAAUAUCUAUUGAGAAUGACAAUGUUGAAGAGAAUGAUGAUGAUGAGAUGGAUAUGCAAGGAGAUGAUCCAAGAGACCGGAAUAAAAAAGUUCCAAUGGCUUAUCAGUACCGAAUUCCAAGAGCUGAACGAUUCGUUGACCCAAAUGCGCCUAACGAGCCAACAUUCAUCGUAGGUGAUUGGGGUCCAUGUAGUGUCACUUGCGGCGAGGGCAUUCGCAUUCGAAAGUAUGUAUGUAAAAUCUUUCUGGAGUUUUCAAAAAUUGUUGCGACGAUCGAUGACAGCAAAUGUCAUUCAAUGAAACCAGCUGAUGAUUAUGAAAGAUGUUUCAUGGAGCCGUGUUCCUACGCUUAUGGCGGUUAUGAUGAUACAUAUCGUUCAUCAAACCGUGACAGAUUAAACAACGAUCAAAUAAAAGUGCAAGCAGCUGUUCCUGGGAAAUCAUAUUCAUGGCGUGACGAAGGCUAUACGAGUUGUAGUGCUUCGUGUCUUGGUGGUGUUGAAGAGCUCAUAAUCAACUGUGUUCGUGAUGAUACCGGUAAAGUCGUCUCACCGUAUUUAUGUUCACCGGAAACAAAGCCAGAAAAUCGUAUAAGAACUUGCAACGACAUUCCCUGUCCACCACGAUGGAAUUAUUCUGACUACUCGCCAUGCACUAAAUCAUGUGGCAUUGGGAUUAAAACAAGAGAAAUUAAUUGCAUUCAUGAAGUGACACGCGGUGGAGAGAACACAAUGAUCGUUCCAAACAGCAUUCCACAUCCAGCCCCACCAGACCGUCAGUAUUGUAAUGUUCUUGAUUGUCCAGCUCGUUGGGAAGUUGGUGAGUGGUCGCGUUGCACAAAACCUUGUGGCGGUGGUCAAAAGGAUAGGACAGUCUUAUGUAAACAAACAAUGGCGCAAGAUCAUAAAGUCGGAAGACUCGAUUCAAUGUGUCCGGGUUUAAAGCCUCCAGAUAAGAAAGCUUGUAAUAUGAAACCAUGUGCACCAGAAGAUGACAGACCAAUCAUUUCAACAAGCGAAUCAAAAUACAUUCAACAUGAUCCCAACAUGAAGAAAAUCAGCUUGAAAGUUGGGGGUGCUGCCACAAUUUUCUAUGGCACGCAAGUGAAAAUCAAAUGCCCUGUGAAGAAAUAUAAUCGUACGAAGAUAAAGUGGAGUAAAGAUCACAAUUAUUUGCCAAAAUCACGCAAAUAUAAGGUGUCGAAGAAAGGAGCUCUUCGGAUACUUGACGUAACAUUUAAAGACGCUGGAGUGUUUACAUGUCAUGCUGGUAUGUCUGUUGCCGAUAUCACAUUAACCAUAAAACCCAAGCCCGGUGAAUUCCCUUCAAGUGAGGAGAAUGAUAGAGGUCGGGAUAUAGGUGGUAAAAUUAAAUAUAGCGACUCACCGCAAUCUUCAGUGCAUGGACGAAACUCAAGCUAUCAGAAAACCCGUCAAAGACAGCGGCAACGUAACAAACAGCGAGUCAAUGACAAUCCAGUUAACGUGGAUGGACAACCAAAUCAAGAAGAGGAACCAUUACAGUCCCAUUCACAAAUGACUCAUUCAGACAGUACAUCUUUAACGCCGACAACGAGUUCAGGCAAUCGAAAUCUUCCUCUAUUGCCUCAUUUAGAGCAUUUGUUGGCUAGUUUGCAGUUUCUUUGGCCUUUUCAGACAUUCAGCAAUUCGAAAGGUCAUCAAACGUUGAUGGAGCAACAUCUUAAAUAUUCAAUUGAACCUGGAGAACGAGCAGAACAAGAUGAUCCGUUGGCAAUGCGACAAAAUUCUCCAAAAAUUCUUGACAAAACUAUAACUGAUGAUAUAAAUUUCGAGUACUAUGUUGGUCCGUGGUCAGCAUGCUCGCAAACAUGCGGUUCGAACGAUAGCGGUUAUCGACUUCGAACCGUUCAUUGCAUGGUGCGCAUUGAAAACACUACGAAAAAUGUUGAUAACAUAUUAUGUGAAGACGCCGGCUUAAGGUCGCCUGAUACAUUUGAAAAAUGUGGAAACGAUGAAUGCCCCAAAUGGAUUUCAACUGAAUGGUCGCUAUGUCGAAAAUCAAAAUGUUUCGCAUGGCAUACGGCGCUUCAAAAGCGCGUUGUAAGCUGCUCUUUCAACAAUCAAAGUGUCAGUGACAAAUGCGAUGAAAACGAAAAGCCUACAACUAAACAAGAGUGUUAUAAUGAACUGUGCAAAGGUGUUUGGCGUGUUGAUUCGUGGUCAGAGUGUAACGCUCCAUGCAAUGGUAAAGGAACCAAAUACCGUCUCUUACAAUGUGUUUGGUAUGGAACGAGAAAGUCAGCUGGAAAUGCUUGUAACAAUCAACCAAGACCGGCAGUUAUGAAACCUUGUCGUGGCCCACCUUGUGUCGUUGAUCCAAUGGAUUGUAAGGACAUAUCAAAGUAUUGCAACAAUGUUAAGACGAUGGGACUGUGUCGACUUCAUAGGUUUCAACAGCAAUGUUGUGCGACUUGUAAAUUCAAUAUUUAUAAGAAAAAGUAGCUUCUAUGAUGUGUUCGUUCUUCUAUCUAGCAAAAAAAAAUGCAAAGUGAAAGAAGAAACAUUGCGUUCUGUUGAUGUAUGUUGUUGUAUCACUGAGAAGUUAAAAACUGAUGUAAAUCAUAACUAAUGAAACAUGAAACAACCCCCGCAAUGAAAAAGAAUGAAAAAGCUAGCUCCUUAAAACAUAAAAAUAGAUGAAACAAUUAAAAAUUUAAAUAAGAAUCAAUUAUACGCAACUAAAAUCUAUUUGUCGACAAUGCAUCAUACAUCACUGUUCUUGAGUUUAACCGCCUUUCUUUUUUUUUGUUCCUCCAAGCAUGUCAACUUCCCUUGCAGAAGAAGAAGGAAGAAAUAAGUAAACACAUUUAAAUUUAUCGUUCAUAAAGCUUCGAAAAAAAGAGCUUGAAUGCUCAUAAAAGUAUUUGCAAUUGUUCCGAGGCUAUAACAAUACAAUGACAUGAAAGAAAUAAUUAAACAAGCGAUACUCAGUUACGGAACUAAGUGUAUAUGACAAAAUAAAAUAAAAAAAAGCACAUCAUGCAUGAAAAAGCUCUGUACAUAUUAUGCCAUAGGUAGUGUUAAAUUAAUAUUUAUAAAAAAACAUUAAUUAAUUUUAACGUGUAUAAGAAGAAAUGAGCAGAGAAAAUAAAUGAAAAAUAUUGAAAACGAAAUUUAAAUUGAAAUUUGUACAAAUUUGACGCCGUUUGGCUUUAAAGUC
Clunio marinus is the source of this 4990-nucleotide messenger RNA. NCBI's taxonomy places the organism in Eukaryota, Metazoa, Arthropoda, Insecta, Diptera, Chironomidae. The record is from the annotation of a GenBank genome assembly.